Molecule: messenger RNA, 2878 nt
Organism: Poeciliopsis prolifica (blackstripe livebearer)
Lineage: Eukaryota; Metazoa; Chordata; Actinopteri; Cyprinodontiformes; Poeciliidae
Product: adhesion G-protein coupled receptor G7-like
Exons: 14
Coding region: 53-2878 (941 amino acids)
Biological process (GO): G protein-coupled receptor signaling pathway
Cellular component (GO): membrane
Molecular function (GO): G protein-coupled receptor activity
Source: RefSeq, a predicted model, not a curated record
CCGCUCAGCUUAAGGCGCCAGACAUGAAGCUGUGACAUCAGCGUCCUGCAGCAUGGAGGCCUGGAUCUGCAUCGUCGUCACGCUGGUUGUUCCUGUAGCCAACGCUGUAACAACCACAGCUGGAUCUACAGAUCCUCCUGCUUCACUUCUGGAGCAAACAGUUUCCACCAUGUUGACCGACGAUACGACUGGAGCAACACACAGUCCCACUACUACUCCCACUACCACAGCAGAGACCUGGGCUCCUGAUAUUGAUAGAAUUAUUACAACUACUAUUAGUGGUACUCCCACUGCUCCCAUUACUUCCACUACUACUCCCAUUACUCUCACUCCUAUUCCCAUUACUACUCCCAUUACUUCCACGACUAUUCCCAUUACUUCCACGACUAUUCCCACUACUCCCACUACCACAUCCACUACUACUUCCACUAUUCCACGACUAUUCCCAUUACUACUCCCAUUACUUCCACGACUAUUCCCAUUACUUCCACGACUAUUCCCAUUACUACUUCCACUACUACUUCCACUACUACUCCCAUUACUUCCACUACUACCCAUUACUUCCACUACUACUCCCAUUACUUCCACGACUAUUCCCAUUACUACUCCCAUUACUUCCACUACUAUUCCCAUUACUACUCCCAUUACUUCCACAACUAUUCCCAUUACUACUUCCACUACUACUUCCACUACUACUCCCAUUACUUCCACUACUACUCCCAUUACUUCCACUACUACUCCCAUUACUCUCACUCCUAUUCCCAUUACUACUCCCAUUACUUCCACGACUAUUCCCAUUACUUCCACGACUAUUCCCAUUACUUCCACGACUAUUCCCAUUACUACUUCCACUACUACUUCCACUACUACUCCCAUUACUUCCACUACUACUCCCAUUACUUCCACGACUAUUCCCAUUACUACUCCCAUUACUUCCACUACUAUUCCCAUUACUACUUCCACUACUACUUCCACGACUAUUCCCAUUACUUCCACUACUACUCCCAUUACUUCCACGACUAUUCCCAUUACUUCCACGACUAUUCCCACUACUCCCACUACCACAUCCACUACUACUUCCACUACUACUUCCACUACUACUUCCACUACCACUUCCACUACUACUUCCACUACUACUCCCAUUGCUCCCACUAAUCCUACUCUCAAUACUCCCAUUACUCCCAAUACCACUAAUAUUACUCCCAAUACUACUACUCAUCCUCCCACUACUCCCACUGCCACCAAUCCUCCCACUGCUGCUCCACUGAUCUGUGCCAAUGGGGAAGAGGAGUACGGGGUCUGUGUGUGUCCUGAUGAGUGGACGGGGGAGACAUGCUCAGAGGAAAAUUUCUGCAAUGAAACAACUUUAGGGAAAUUCAGAUUUCCAAGGACAGCCAUUGGUUGGUUUGCGUACUCAGAGGAAGAAUGUGACAAACAUACAGUUGGAGCUGGAAAGCCCCAGGCUUCGACCAGAUGUCUGGUCAGGGAUGGAAAACCUCAGUUUGAGAACCCACCGCGAGUCCUUCAAUGUGAACAGACGCUCAGCGACAUUCAAAGAAACCUCACCAGUUCUGCAGACUUGGAGGUUCUGGCGUCCAGCGCUCAGCUUCUGACGUCCAGACCUGCAGAUCUGAAACCUGAAGACGUCACCAUAGCAGCUCAGAUUGCCAACACGCUGCUGCUGUCGCCAAAUGCCUCAGAGACCGUCAGGGUGGCAGCGGUUGCUACCGUCAGUCAGCUGCUCAAAGCCACGGAGUCCGAUGAGAAGAAGGAAACCAACACGUCUCAAAGCUUGACGUUGACCCUGGAUCAGCUCUCUGUGAACCUCAGCCUGACCAGCAACUCGUCCCAGCUGGUCCAACCCAACCUGGUGGUCCAGUCGGCUCAGAUUCCAGCAUCGGACACCCAGGGAGUCCAGUUCACCGCCUUGGCAGGGCAGUCUGGCAGUUUUGUAGCCAACAGAAUUCGGUUGAACACCAACGUGUCAAAGGUCACCGUGGACCAGGGUUUUAUUGCUGACGCUCUGGUUUACAUCCGCUUCCCAUCAGGCAGCAGGGCGGAAAGGCGCCAGCAGGGGUCCAACGUCUCUCUGGGCUUCGUCCUCUACCAGAACAGCCGCUUCUUCCCGUCGAGGACCUACAGGCGGCGGCGGGCCAGCCUCAGGGUCCUGUCAGCCAGCAUUGGGGGUCCAGACCGCAGCAUCGUGGCGGAGACUGUGGAGAUGCAGUUCCGAGUAACGCUGCCGAAUAAAACAUCUCUGCACGACUUCUCCUGCGUCUUCUGGGACUACGGCAAGGUGGACUGGAACACCUACGGCUGCCACAAGGGGAACUCUUCAGACGGAGUUCUCAGAUGUUCCUGCAACCACACCACCAACUUCGCAGCUCUCUGGUCUUUCAGAGAGAACUAUGAGUACACAGAAGCCCUGGGUGUGCUCUCCAUCGUGGGUCUGUCUUUCUCCAUCCUGGGCUUGGUUAUCACCAUCAUCCACCUCCUGAAAGAGACUUUUCACAUGAAAUCUGGUCCGAAACGAACCAAGCUGACCUCCAAGACGACUCUGCUCUGCAUCUGCUUCAGCCUGCUGGCCUUCAUCAUCACCUUCCUGUCUGGGGUCCAGAACUCCGGACCGGAUGUCGGUUCCGAGGAUUCGCCCAGCGAUCAGAACCGGAUCCUGGACUCUGACCUGCAUGUGGAGCCGGACCGCGGCUCCUGCACGGCCGUGGCGGCGCUUCUGCACUUCUUCCUGCUGGCCACCUUCUCCUGGAACAGUUUGUACGGAACCCAGGUGGUUCUGCUGGUCCGAUCCAUGCAGCGCAGCCUGCCCUCGUACUGGACCCAACUCAGCUGGGGGGUCGGAUGGGAGUCCCGGCCGUUGUGA